Suillus plorans is the source of this 804-nucleotide messenger RNA. RefSeq lists its product as uncharacterized. Lineage: Eukaryota; Fungi; Basidiomycota; Agaricomycetes; Boletales; Suillaceae. The coding region runs from base 1 to 804 and encodes 267 amino acids. The record is from RefSeq and is a predicted model, not a curated record. The transcript is spliced from 2 exons.
AUGCCCGCAAAUCCAGAACCUCCUGCACCUCCCCUGGAGCACCCUGCCCUUUCCAAGCUGCGCACAGAGCUGCACGAGACCCAAGCCAGCCUCACAAGCCAUGUCGACAAGGUCCACACACUCGAGGACAUGCUUGCAGAGCACGAGGCCAUUAAGGCCGAGGUUGCAGCUCUCCACGACCUCAUCCAUGCAUUAUCUGCACAUUCCCAGCACGACAAUGGUAUGAACAUAGACUCAGAGCACGGUCGCCGUGGACAAGACGAUGAUGACAGAUCUAGCAUUCGUACAGUCACCCCGCAUGAGUUAAAGCGCGUUGAGGAAGAGGACGAGAAUGAAGAACAGGAUGAGAGUGAGGAGGAUAGGGAGCAUGCACAAAGGAGGGCGGAGCUGGGUAGGCCACGGACGCCGGAGCCAUCGGGGAUGGGAAUGGACGAGGACGAGCUUAUGCAUGCCUGUGCAUCGGAUACUGAACCUUCAACAUCACGACCACGACCACGAUCUCCUUCGCCACAGCCAUCGCAUCCUGCACUAGACGAGCUCUCAGCACGGCUAGUAGCUCUUAGUGGACACAUAGACAGCGCUGUAGAAAAGCACAAGGGUGUGCAACCUCUCACUCCAGAAUCAUCUGUUACCGAUGCUGGGGGUAUGGAUACUGUGGGACAGAAAGUGCACCUACAAAUGCAGACACAGACAGAGGUGACACAGCGACUGCAUUCGGCAUCAACAACGAUAACAGCUGCCAUUGGCGUCCUCAUCCUGAAUGUCACGGCCGCUGCCAUGAUAUAUCACAUGAAACCAGAAUAA